Messenger RNA from Akanthomyces muscarius, 2139 nucleotides. RefSeq lists its product as uncharacterized. Bases 1 to 2139 code for a protein of 712 amino acids. The record is from RefSeq and is a predicted model, not a curated record. Gene Ontology annotation, biological process: proteolysis. Lineage: Eukaryota; Fungi; Ascomycota; Sordariomycetes; Hypocreales; Cordycipitaceae. The transcript has 4 exons. Gene Ontology annotation, molecular function: serine-type endopeptidase activity; tripeptidyl-peptidase activity. Gene Ontology annotation, cellular component: membrane; cytosol; cell wall.
AUGACAGUGAGAUUGGUAUUGUCGCUGCUUGCUGGCAUAUCUGCAGCUGCGGCCUCCCUGCCACCUUUUGAGGCUGGACGAAAGAUAGUCCCCGGUGCCUAUAUUGUCGAGUACGAAGACGGCCACAAUGCGAGUAGUGUUGUAAACGCCAUGGGCGCUCAUUUAGACCAUGUCCGCGUACAUUUUGACUUUGAGCACUUCAAAGGCGUCUCCAUCCAAGCCAACGACAACGCAGCAGCGGCAAAUUCCGCGUACAGCUUGGCUGGCGGUGGCCGAUCCGCCAAGAACAUAUGGCCCGUGUACGCUUAUGAUAGGCCCGAGUUCAAUGUCACGGAAGUUGCGCCGUCCGGUCGCAGUGUCCGUAGCGAUACAUUCAGCCCUCACGGCAUGAUGCAGGUGGACCAACUGCGUGCUCAAGGCUUCAACGGCAAAGGUGUCAAAUUGGCCGCGAUUGACUCUGGUGUCGAUUACACGCACCCUGCUCUCGGUGGCUGUUUUGGCCCUGGCUGCAAAGUAUCUUUUGGUUACGAUCUCGUCGGAGAUGCAUUCAACGGCGGCAAUCAACCCCAACCCGACGACGACCCCAUGGAUUGCGGAUCGCAUGGAACGCAUGUGUCUGGCAUCCUCACCGCCGAGGCCAACGACGCAAGCUUCACCGGCGUUGCCCCCGGCAUCACCUUUGGCAUGUACAAGGUCUUUGGCUGCAGCGGCGGCACCGGAACGGACAUGCUCAUGGCCGCCGCCGCGCGCGCCGCACAAGACGGCGCGCAAAUCAUCAGCUGUUCUGUGGGCGGCGCCUAUGGCUGGUCUGACGAUGCCUUUUCCCAGCUCCUCAGCAGGCUUGCCACAGAAAAGGGCAUCACGUCUACGGUCGCUGCCGGCAAUGAUGGCAAUCGCGGCGCGUUCUAUACCUCUGGAUCUGCAAACGGCGCCGCCGUCAACUCCAUCGCCGCGGUCGACCUCACCGAAACACCUGGCACGGGAGGAACUCCCAGCGCAUUCACAUCCUGGGGGCCGACCAUGGAGAUGAACUUUAAACCUCAGUUUGCCGGUCCCGGACGUGACAUUCUGUCGACCCUCCCAGGUAACAAGUACGGUCGAGCCUCUGGAACGUCCAUGUCGACGCCCAUGGUUGCUGGCGUCAUGGCCCUGCUCAAUCAAGCCAUGGGACCUGUUGCUCCAGAGCGCAUGCAGAAGCUUCUCGCCGCCAGUGCCAAGCCACUCGAGUUCAGCGACGGAUCGAAAACUUAUGACGUCCUGGCCCCUACUGCGCAACAAGGCGCUGGCCUUGUGCAGGCUCUGAAUGCCGUCAAUAGCAGAAUGCUCAUCUCGCCCGUCAGCCUAUCAUUCAACGACACUGAGCAUAUGAACCAUGAUAUCGAAGUUGCUGUCACAAACGCUGGGAAUGAGACCGUCGAGUACCAGCUUACAGUGCGGCCCGCGAUCUCCGUCUACGUUCUCGCCAAUGGUAGCUUCUAUCCGUCUUCGUUUCCCAAUGAUCAAACGCCUGCCUCUGGCAUUCUGCGCGCCACUACCACAAAGUUUACCCUCACAGCUGGACAAACCCAGGCCCUUCAAGUCUCUGCCGACCCUCCUUCUGAUGUUGAUGCCAAUAGACUUGCGCUUUGGUCGGGCUUCUUAUACGUCCAGGGCAGCGACUCCUCAUCUGUCUCGAUCCCUUAUCAGGGUCUCGCCGGCUCCUUGAGAAAUGCGACGACGCUGCCGUCCGAUGGCGCAUCUGUGUCGAACUCCAACGACCAGAACCACAAGCCGGUCCUUGCCGAUACCGAAUUCGUGCUCCCCAAGCCUGGGACUGCCGCCUCAAGCGACGGCAUACCGCUGAUCAUGGUCAACCUCGCUCUGGGCACGACCACUAUCGCUGCUGAGAUUGUUGAUGCUCCGUCUGGCUCUGUUAUUGCCGAGCUUCCGGGGGUUCCUUAUCAUAUGAUUACUCGCGGUGCCGGAUUUGGCUUUUAUUGGGAUGGCGAACUUGCCAAUGGCUACUACGCUGGCGCGGGCACGUACAAGGUACGGGUCAAGGCGCUGCGAAUCUUUGGAGAUGCCGCGAACGGUGACGACUGGGAUGUGAGCGACACGGUGCCCAUUAAGAUUUCUUAUCAAGAUUUAUAUUCCACGUAG